Messenger RNA from Penicillium macrosclerotiorum, 2061 nucleotides. RefSeq lists its product as uncharacterized. Lineage: Eukaryota; Fungi; Ascomycota; Eurotiomycetes; Eurotiales; Aspergillaceae. The record is from RefSeq and is a predicted model, not a curated record. The coding region runs from base 1 to 2061 and encodes 686 amino acids. Gene Ontology annotation, molecular function: single-stranded DNA binding; 3'-tyrosyl-DNA phosphodiesterase activity; double-stranded DNA binding. Gene Ontology annotation, cellular component: nucleus. The transcript has 8 exons. Gene Ontology annotation, biological process: double-strand break repair; single strand break repair.
AUGGAUCCAGAAAUCAUGGAACGUUUUAUGCUGGAUGCAGCUAUCGCUGCCUCACUACAGGAAAGCCAAACACCAGAACCGCUUCCGCCGCCUCAACCCUCCGAGAGCUUGAAUUCUGUGAAAAAGAGCUCACCUCUUUCUGAUCAAUCAUUACAGCCAAAACCAAUAUCCAGCAAUGUCGUUGAUCUAACAAAGGACUCCAGUGACGACUCUGACGUCGAGGAGGUCUUCCCGAAAUCGAAAUCUGUGAUAGGCUCUGACACCGAUAAUGAGCCCGAUGGCAGUGGAUCUGAUGAGGACCUCAAGAGAGCCAUUGAAAUGUCUCUUGAGGGGGUGCACCGAGGAGAAAAAGGCCCCAAAGCUCAAAAACCGCUCGCGAGUUCCAAGGCCUCAGACUCUGUCGCCUCUGUACCAAGUCAGGGACUCAGUGGUCUGGAUCGCAAGAAGAUGGAGGAAGAGCGACUCGCCCGCCUAGCGAAGCGUAAGGCGGACAGCAAUUCGCCUCGUCAAUCACCUGCGAAGGUUCUCAAAACUGCCGGUCACAAACCCGAUCCAUCAAGUCAGGGUACUUUGUCCCAGGUAGCCCCUCAAAUUGGUGUCUGCAAUCAACCCGCUGCCAACGCUCAGAACGUGAAGGUCCAACCUACAGUACAGCCUGGGGUGCAGUAUCCGUUGGGGGCUAUCAAGAAGACUCGGCUUGCCAACAAGGCUCGCGUGGGUAAUGAUAUCACUUUCGAGGAGGUGAUUCAACAGGAAGAUCUGAAGCUUGCUGUGCUCAGCUCUUUCAUGUGGGAUGUUGAGUGGCUCUAUCCGAAAUUUGACCCGACACGAACCAGACUUCUUCUGGUAAUUGGAGCCAAGGAACAAUCGGAGCGUGACAAUCGCACAAAAGAAGUCGAGGGGAUACCCAAUAUUCGUCUCUGUUUUCCACCUAUGGCGGCACAAGUCAACUGUAUGCAUUCAAAGUUGAUGCUACUUUUCCACUCCGAAUACCUUCGUAUUGUGGUCCCUACUGCAAAUCUUACUCGGUUUGACUGGGGGGAGCAGGGCUUGAUGGAGAAUACUGUUUUUCUCAUCGAUCUGCCGAAGAAGUCUCCCGGAACUAGUGAAUCUAGACCAGCAUUCAAAGAUGAGCUGGUGUAUUUUCUGAAGGCCAGUAAUUUGAAUGUGAACAUCAUUGCGAAACUGGACAGCUUUGAUUUUAACAUGACUUCUCGAUAUGCGUUCGUGUACAGUGUAGGUGGCACCAAUGAUGGUGAUUCCUGGAAAAGGAAUGGAUACCCUGGGCUUGGCCGCGCCGUGGCCAGAAUGGGUCUCGAGUCAUCAGAGCCACUCGAAAUAGACUACGUGACUUCUUCCGUUGGUUCUCUGAAUGACGAUUUUCUUCGAGCGAUGUAUUUGGCCGCUAAAGGCGAUGAUGGUUCAAUGGAGUACACUUUACGAACGACCAAGACCUCAUCAACACAAACAAAUGAUGAGCGGAGGAAAAUGAUGCUCCGCAAUGGAGAGGAAUGGCACGACCGUUUCCGUGUUUACUUUCCAUCGGACCAGACUGUUCGUGCUGCCCACGCCAGGCCCGCGGACACUGCCGGAACAAUUUGCUUUCAGCCACAAUGGUGGCAUGGGUCAAAAUUUCCUCGUCGCGUGCUCAAGGAUUGUGAGAGCGAGAGGGGUGUGUUGAUGCAUAAUAAGCUUAUGUUCGUCCGACCCUCUCACUCAAUACCGCUGCGGGGAACAAAUAUCGAGUGUCAGGGAUGGGCGUAUGUUGGAAGUGCAAAUCUCUCGGAGAGUGCCUGGGGUCGCCUUGUCAAGGGCCGUGGUCCCGGUGGCCAAAUGAAGCUUAAUUGCCGUAACUGGGAAUGCGGCGUGGUCGUGCCUGUAACAAAGCUCUGCGAUAGCUCGCUGUCUACUACCAGCUCAGAGACACUCGAAGAAAUCACGGAAAGAGCUACCCUCCACGACACUUUUCGCGACACUAUCCCUGUUCCCAUGAAACUCCCUACAUCCGACCUUACCGAGAGCCGUGCUCCGUGGUUUUAUUCAACUCCAGCAUUUUCAUGA